UCUGUAGAUGGAUGGAAAAGAAGAUGGGUGGAAUCUAAACAUCAGCCAGACUAUGGUAAAUUUCAGCUCAGUGCAGGAAAAUUUUAUGAAAAUGAAGAAAAAGAUAAAGGUCUCCAGACCAGUGAAGAUGCUAAGUUUUAUGCCCUAUCAACCAGGUUUAAGCCGUUCAGCAAUGUGAAUGAGACCUUGGUGGUUCAGUUUUCAGUAAAACAUGAGCAAGGUAUCGAUUGUGGUGGCGGGUAUGUGAAACUCUUUCCUGACACUCUGAACCAGGAGGAUAUGCAUUCGGAUUCUGCGUAUUACAUCAUGUUUGGUCCUGACAUCUGUGGCUUUGGCAACAACAAAGUACAGGUCAUCCUUUAUUACCAAGGAAAAUACCAUGAGAACAACAAGACCAUCAAGUGCAGGAUCAAUAAAGACACUCAUCUGUAUACUCUGAUUAUUCGCCCCAAUGCUACCUAUGAAGUCAAAAUUGACAACAUGCAAAUGGCAGCUGGGAAUCUGGAGGAUGACUGGAGUUUUUUGCCUCCCAGAAAAAUAAAAGACCCUUAUGCCCGGAAACCAAGGAAAUGGGAUGAACGUCUGCAAAUAGAGGAUCCUGAAGAUAAGAAACCUGAGGACUGGGAGGACUUUGAGUACAUCCCAGACCCAGAGGCCAAGAAGCCAGAAGACUGGAAUGAGGCGAUAGACGGCGAGUGGGAAGGGCCCCUGAUAUUGAACACAAAAUAUAAGGGACAAUGGAAACCUCGGAUCAUUGACAAUCCCAAUUACCAGGGAGAGUGGAUUCAUCCAGAGAUAGACAACCCUAAAUAUAAGCCUGACCCCACCAUUUGUCACUAUUAUAACAUCAGUGUCCUCGGCCUGGACCUUUGGCAGGUAAAAUCAGGCAGCAUCUUUGACAAUUUCCUCCUUACGAAUGAUGAAGAGUUUGCUGAAGAGGUUGGAAAUAAGACCUGGGGAAGGAGAAAAGACAUAGAGAAGCAUUGGAGAGAACUUUUUGAAGAAAUGGAAAAAAGAAAAGAGGAAGCAGAAGCUGAGAAGAAAAGAGAAAAGGAGGAGGCAAGAGAAGAUGAUUUCUGGGGGAUUGAAGAAGAGGAAACUGAAGAGGAUUCUGAUGAGGAACCAGAAAAUGAUGGGCAGAUGCAGGACGAUGAUGCUGAAAGUGUACCUGUACGUGAAAAUGAAAAAGUUGCUGUUGACCAGAAAGAUGAACUGUAGCUAGGAAAAAGAGGAUUACACUCAGAGACAAAUGGUGUUUCUUCGGAGAAAUAUCCAUGAGGAUGGCAAAAUUCAGGGUGCAAAAUAACUUGCUUUUUUUUUUUUAGAGAGAUUUUUUUUACUCUAC
Molecule: messenger RNA, 1345 nt
Organism: Tupaia belangeri chinensis (Chinese tree shrew)
Lineage: Eukaryota; Metazoa; Chordata; Mammalia; Scandentia; Tupaiidae
Product: calreticulin
Exons: 8
Biological process (GO): protein folding; ERAD pathway
Cellular component (GO): endoplasmic reticulum; endoplasmic reticulum membrane
Molecular function (GO): calcium ion binding
Source: RefSeq, a predicted model, not a curated record